Messenger RNA from Cyprinodon variegatus (sheepshead minnow), 2258 nucleotides. RefSeq names its product chromosome unknown open reading frame, human C1orf198 (gene cunh1orf198). The record is from RefSeq and is a predicted model, not a curated record. The coding region runs from base 14 to 1081 and encodes 355 amino acids. NCBI's taxonomy places the organism in Eukaryota, Metazoa, Chordata, Actinopteri, Cyprinodontiformes, Cyprinodontidae. The transcript is spliced from 6 exons.
GUAGUAGUCAAAGAUGGCCGCCGCUACUAUGGCGGGCCUCGACGCCCACAGGAUGGAGAAGAAGAAAUUCGAGUACUUUUCCUCCAUAAACUCCAUGGCAAACAAGAUAAUGCAGGAGCGGGAGAAAAUAAAAGCCGAGUACGGCCCUUCCUGGGAGAAAAUGACCCCUCAGGAGCAAGACACCGCCAUAGAUAACAGCAUGAUGGACCCUCAUAUCAGAGGCAGAUACGCUAUGCAUAAAGUGGACCGAGAGGAGGUGGUCUGUUACCCUAAACUGCUUCUCCAGACCGGUCAGAAGAUUGUCCACUUUGGUGAAGAGGAUAUCACUUGGCAGGAUGAGCACUCUGCCCCUUUCUCGUGGGAGACAAAGAGUCAGAUGGAGUUCAGUUUGAUGUCAGGUUCAGCAGAUCAGGUGACCUCUUCCUCACAGGCUGACUCCAAAAAUGCAAAAGUUCCUCAUUCCAAUCAGCUUGGAAAGAGUACAGCAGGAGCUAAGGUAUCUGCCAGUGAGGGGCGAAGGCCAGAGGAAGAGUCGUCCUUCUGGAAGAUCAGUGCUGAAAGGUCGAGGCUGGAAGGGGAAAAAGCUGACUUCCAGUCCCUGACCCCGAGUCAGAUCAAAUCGCUGGAAAAGGGAGAGAAACCCCUCCCUUCCUACCUCCGACAGGAGAGCUCCACCAUCUCAAAGGAGCCUGAAAUCGCUGAGUUCCACCCUCCAGCUCCUGCCAAGUCCAUCAAACAUCGGGCGCCCAAGCCUCCUGCCCCACAGCCCCCCGGCCCAGUGGCUGUCAGUGCAACACCUGCAUCCAUCUCCAUCGCACCCACACCAGCACCGCCCAUCAGUGACUCCUCUACAGUUGCAGUUUGGGAGAGAUCUCAGAGCACCCUGCCGUCUGUCAGCAACACCCCGGAUGAAAUCUUUUCCUCCAAUCCCAUAUCCAAGCCGUCUAAGUCCUCCACAGCUGCAGAGAAGGAGAAAGCGGAGGAAAGUUCUCCUCCUUUGGACAUGAGCCCCACCUUUGCCCAGUUUAACACAAGCAACAGCAUCCUGAAGACUGGAUUUGACUUCUUGGACAACUGGUAAAAAAAAAACAACCCAAACACAGACCAGUCGCAGCACUGAAUGAAGCAUCCUCAUCAUUAUUUUGGAAAUGGACCACACCGCCAUGACUACAGGCGUUCACUUCUAGAUUUAAGAGACAACCUCUUUAAUGUUCCUGUUAUCAUUCUGUGUAGCUUAAGAGAUUAUUUCACCACUUGUGUAUUUUUGGCUUUUUGACCUUUUUUCCAAAGCAGAAGAGCAUCUUUCCUUGUUUUCCUCUUGGUAUGUUACAAGUCUGGAUGCAUGAUCACUGAACUGCCUACAGACACUAUGUCCCAAAACACUAAAAGCAUGUCCUUCUUUACUACAAAAGCUUUAUAUUGCAUUUGGGGUAGGGCUGGAUGAUAUAGAAAAAAAGCAUAUCGAUUAAAAAAAAAAUGCAUGUUGAUCGAUAAUUACGUAAAAGAUAUAAAACCAUAUUUUAAGUGAGCUCUUACCAUUUAAUGGUAUUGCUAACUGCAUUUUGUUUAAAUAAAAAUAACUUAAUAGACCUGAGUUAUGUUACUAAAAAUGAACUCAGGUUCCUUUCUUUGUCUAUGUAUUGAAUUGAGAGGCUGAGGUAGGGCUCGGAUGUUACCCUCUUUUGUUCCAGUGUGCCACAUGUCUAUCGAUCGAUAUAUAUUGUUAUUAAAUUAUCAUCCAGCCCUACUUUGUUUUGUUUUUAAUUUGAUUUUGUCUUAAAUGCUUUUGUUUUAUAACUGUAUAUGUUUCUGAUGUGUUAACCUUGAAGUGUUAAAGCUGUUUUUAAGGCUGCAAUUCUGCACACAUUGUCUAAUAAGGAAUUCUGUUAUUUAAGGGAUUUUUAAGAAAUUGAAAAAAAAAAUGUUUAAAUGGUGAAAAUGAACCAUGAUUAGAUUUAGUUUUAAGUCCAAUAGAAUCUUUAUAUUUUUAAGGUAGCUGAAAAAAUUUAAAGAUUAGACAUCUCUUGCUCCAACACCACUACAUUGCAUCAUUCCAUCUACGCCUUUUGUUUUUUUAAAAGAGAUUAUGUGCAUUUAAACCUUUCCAUGUCAGUAAACCAACACUAGUACGGUGAUUUGUAGUGUUUAUGAUAGACUAAAUAUCUAGAGUACUAUUUUAACUAGUUUUAUAUUUAUCUGCUAAUUUUAUCCUCAGCUUUACGUGUACAGUGAGCUCACGUGAGUUAUGGAAUUGGAAU